CAUUAAUUCAUUACUCACGAUGACCACAGUUCCAUAUCCCACACCCAGAAGCAUGACGGCUUUGUUGGAGCGGGCCCAGGCAACUUUGGCCAGUGCUCGGUCUGGCCUGCUCAACACGGGAAUUAGUCCUUUGGUAGAGUCUAACUCAAGCCGCCAGCAGCCAGAAGCGCUGGAAAGUGCAAUGGAAUCCCUCCGCGAUAAUAUGAACGCGCUACGGUCUGAUCUCGUUCGAUACCGCUUGCAGCUAAUGUCCGACGAGACCACCGUUCUACAGCACGAAAUUUCCCACUUGCAGAAAGAUAUCACACAAAAGUCAACAGCUAUCGCCCAGUAUACAUCCUUGCUAACGCGUUGGCAUUCCACUCUUGUCGACCUCUCCUCAUCGACUACCGAGGCGCUCUCCCGUUCGUAUCGUGACGAGUCUCUGAUACAAAAGUAUGCUAGUCGGGCCCCUCCCCGUCGCUUUGUAGAUGAGGACUAUGCAGAAUUGGAUGACGUGGACGAUAACCCCCACAAGACAGGAGCAGACGGAAUUCCUAAUUUGUCACCUGUAUUAAGCUCCAGAGAUAGCGUCGCACCUGAAGUACCGACGGAGUCGCAUAUGGACUUGGUAUUAGACGUUCUACCACCGGUGCAGGCCUCCGCAAAGUUGGAUGGAAUCUUGGAUGAUUUAAGUGCAAAUAGCGGCCUCGGCGGGGAUGUUCUUGCAAUGACUAGCCUUAGUGAUACCGCGCUACCUGCACAAGGGGAGGGGUUGGCGAGCCAAUCCCAAGGGUUUUUUGACAUGUUUGGUGAUUCCAUGGGCUCGCUUGAUUCAUCUCCAAUGGAGCUGGGUGGAUUCGGAAUGGAGAGUUUGGAUGUGGGCGGUUUUGACAUGUCUAGUCUAUCGUCCAAUACCACGACUUUGCCGACGACUGAUUCUACCAUGGGAUUAGGCAGUCAGCUCGUUGAUAGUUGGGAUACGACUUCCAUAACGCAAGAGGAGAAGCUUUCUCAGGUUGAUCCAACACCUCCCGCAGAACUUAGUGAAAAGCUGGAUUUUGAUGAGUUCUUAGUCUAGUGCUAUAGAAUGUGAGAUUACAGUCGCUUCAGGUAUUUUGGCAUGUUCACUUUAAUUGUGUCAAUAUACCCACUUUUCUUGUAUGUAUGACAUAUUCGCUCAGCACGCUUGAGGUGGAUACCUCUGUUAGAGCUAUGCCAUUCCACUACCCCAGUAUGAUCAGACCGCGUCUGGGAGCUUAUUUCAAGCGGCAAAAGGAUCGUACUACACACAGGAAAACGGGAGGUCCUAAAUAGUUAUGGAUUGUAUAAUAUUAGCUUGACCUUAACCUCACAUUUGGGUGUAGAAGACAACUAAAUAGUACGUCAGCAGACAUGUAGCCGUGAUCCAGGGCUUUUCAAAAUUACUCUGAUAAAUGUACGACGCCG
Spizellomyces punctatus DAOM BR117 is the source of this 1428-nucleotide messenger RNA. RefSeq lists its product as uncharacterized. The transcript is spliced from 3 exons. The record is from RefSeq and is a predicted model, not a curated record. NCBI's taxonomy places the organism in Eukaryota, Fungi, Chytridiomycota, Chytridiomycetes, Spizellomycetales, Spizellomycetaceae. The coding region runs from base 20 to 1060 and encodes 346 amino acids.